GGAAAAUUUGACAUUGAAUUCGCCUGGAAUUAUAUGAAAAUAUCAAAUUGAAGGAAAAAAUUAUCAUCAAGCGUAAGUUAUCGGUGAAAAUGACCCCAUUUAUCCUGUAACGGUUUCUACUGCGCUUCAACGUUCCGUUCGAAUCCAAGGUAUGUACAACCAGCAUAAAUCGAAACGGCGGUUAGGUGGUUGAAAAACGCAAAGAUGUCAUAGAAUGUUCAGCGUACGCAGGAAACAAGACGCCACAAAUUUUCAUUACUUUCACAGCGAAGACGCGGACGCCAUGAAUCAUAAGAUGGAUGCAGACGGCGUCACCGGCCAUAUGGGAGUUAUUAAAAAGCCAAGGGGACGCCUAACGGCUUACGCAUUCUUCUUACAAGCCUGCCGGGAGGAGCAAGUCCAACAGGGGCAGAUUAUCCGAUUUUCCGAGUUCGCUAGAAAGUGCGCACGGCAGUGGAAUAUGCUGCCGGAUAUAGAGAAGGAGCAGUUUUACGUGAAGGCUCAGCAGGACAAGGAACGCUACACGCAGGAGUACAACCAAUACAUAGAGGAGAUGCAAAACAGCCAGCCAUCAAAGGCCAUGACUAUGCGACGCAAAAAACAAAAGAGGACAAAGGACCCGAAUGAACCGAAGCGGGCGCUCACAGCGUUUUUCUAUUAUUGCUUCGAUGAGCGGAAAACGGCGAAGGAGUUGAACCCGCAGUUAAGCUUCGGUGGUAUCUCCAAGGUGCUCGGUCGAAUGUGGUCCGAAGCGGAUGAUGUGGUGCGUCAGAAGUACGAACAGAUGGCCGAGCGCGACAAGCUGCGAUACGAGCAGGAAAUGACGGAGUAUGCAAAGACAUGUAUUGUGGUUAAGGAUGAAGGAGGCCCUUCCGGCCUGAAUCUGCCGCAGCAGCAGGACGUUACUCCUACGCCGGAGCAGGCAAUGACGAGCAUGCAAAUAGGAGAUUUCACUUUCACCGCCCUAUAUCCGCAGAUGGAGUUGCAGGAACUGCCGGAGUACACAAUUACGUAUUUAACUGCUGACGAAAUCCUCCCACCGGACGAAACCGUCACCGCCGUCGCCACCCUGCAACAGCAGGCCAACGAAGACAUGUACGAGGGCGUGGAGUACGUCGAGGUCAACGACCACGAUUGACCCGGCAAAGAAGCAGAAGGCAUCCUAUAAUAUUAUCCUU
Anopheles coustani is the source of this 1178-nucleotide messenger RNA. RefSeq names its product high mobility group protein DSP1-like. The record is from RefSeq and is a predicted model, not a curated record. Gene Ontology annotation, molecular function: DNA binding, bending. Lineage: Eukaryota; Metazoa; Arthropoda; Insecta; Diptera; Culicidae. The transcript is spliced from 6 exons. Gene Ontology annotation, biological process: regulation of transcription by RNA polymerase II. Bases 215 to 1138 code for a protein of 307 amino acids.